This is a messenger RNA of Cololabis saira (Pacific saury), 4812 nucleotides long. Its product is annotated as arg8-vasotocin receptor-like. Gene Ontology annotation, molecular function: peptide binding; vasopressin receptor activity. Gene Ontology annotation, cellular component: membrane. The coding region runs from base 209 to 1441 and encodes 410 amino acids. The transcript is spliced from 3 exons. NCBI's taxonomy places the organism in Eukaryota, Metazoa, Chordata, Actinopteri, Beloniformes, Belonidae. The record is from RefSeq and is a predicted model, not a curated record. Gene Ontology annotation, biological process: regulation of systemic arterial blood pressure by vasopressin; G protein-coupled receptor signaling pathway; positive regulation of vasoconstriction.
ACUCAGGAACUGACUGUGCACCACGGAGGGAAGAUCCUUUGACUUUUGUUUAUAACUGUCACUCACUGUUGUCUUUCCGUGAGAGAGAACCAAGGAAACUGAGAGUUUAGUCAGACUAUUGCGCACCGGCGACUAUUGCGCACAGGCGACUAUUGCGCACAGGAGAACUUGUAGUUUAAACAAGUUCUCCGGAGGAGAAGCGGCCACCAUGGCCUUCCCCUCGGAGAGCUUUUGCAACAUCACGGGCCAAAGUUGCAGCGGAGGCUCCAACUUGACGCAGCUGCGACUGGAGAACCUCACGGGGAAGAGAAACGACACCGAUCCGUUCGGACGGAACGAGGAGGUGGCCAAGAUGGAGAUCACCGUUCUGAGUCUGGCAUUUCUCGCGGCUGUGGUCGGAAACGUGAGCGUCCUGCUGGCCAUGUACAGGUCCCGCAGGAAGCUGUCGCGCAUGCACCUGUUCAUGAAGCACCUGAGCCUGGCGGACCUGGUGGUCGCCUUCUUCCAGGUGCUGCCGCAGCUCUGCUGGGAGAUCACCUUCCGCUUCUACGGCCCGGACUUUCUGUGCCGCAUCGUGAAGCACCUGCAGGUGCUGGGCAUGUUCGCGUCCACGUACAUGAUGGUGAUGAUGACCGUGGACCGCUACAUCGCCAUCUGCCACCCGCUGCAGACGCUCCAGCAGCCCACGCUGCGCGCCUACGCCAUGAUCGGCUCCACGUGGGCGUGCAGCCUGGUGCUCAGCACCCCGCAGUACUUCAUCUUCUCCCUGAGCGAGGUGCGCCCCGGCUCGGGCGUGCACGACUGCUGGGCGCACUUCGUGGAGCCGUGGGGGCUGCGCGCCUACAUCAGCUGGAUCACGGCCGGGAUCUUCCUGCUGCCCGUGGCGCUGCUCGUCUUCUGCUACGGCUUCAUCUGCAGGGCGAUCUGGAGGAACCUCAAGUGCAAGACGCGCAGGAAGAGCGCGGACGCCGUGGCCGAGGCCACCAAGACCGGCAUCCUGGGCCGGAGCUGCGUCAGCUCCGUCAGCACCAUCUCCCGUGCCAAAUUACGCACCGUCAAGAUGACUUUCGUGAUCGUGGUGGCGUACGUGGUGUGCUGGGCGCCGUUCUUCACCGUGCAGAUGUGGUCCGUGUGGGACGACACUUUCUCCUGGGACGACUCAGAGAAUGCUGCUGUAACGCUUUCUGCCCUGCUGGCGAGUCUCAACAGCUGCUGCAACCCCUGGAUCUACAUGCUCUUUAGCGGCCACUUGCUCUCUGACUUUGUCAGCAGCUUGCCGUGUUGCCACCGGCUGAGGAAUAAGUUCCACCAGCAGGAUUCCGACAGCAGCAUCCGGCGGACCACGCUGCUGUCUCGCCUGCAGGGCCCACGCCUGUCAGAGCCAUUCAGAGACCUCAACCUCACCACUAAGAACUGUCCACAGGUCCCAUACGCAUCCUGACUGAACACUGUAUGUGCUGAAAACCAGUCUGGAGGAAGGUAUGAACUCAUCAGAGGGAGGGGGUAACACCUACAGUUUAUUUUCUUUACUGCAAUCCAAAGUGGAAAAGUUUGCUCUGCAGUAAAGAGAGUUUUAAUAACUAUUCAAUGUGCCAGGUGGAAGAUGUUUGGUUCAGAUGGUAUUAAAAACAACUCAGUCCCUUAAAAUGUUGCUAUUAGCGUGGCCCUUUCUAAGCUGCUCUUUAAUUGAACUUGAGAAUUUGUCCACAUUGAGGCUCAUUUGGAAAUGAAUAGCAUUCAUAUAGCAACCUAGAAAUAUUUUAUACCCAUCCAAACUGGUGCUAUGGGGAAAGCCAAAAAUCAUAAUUAUUAUGAAACUAUAUUUAUAUAGCACUUUUUCUAAGCAAUGUUACAAAGCUUAGCAUAGCAGCAGAGAAUGAAAGCCAGUAAACAACUUGAACCAGCAUGAGAAACAAUAUAAAGAUAAGUGUUGCAAUGUUUAUAGUUACAUCACUACCUGUCACUAUUAAACAUGUAAAUCUUUGUAUAGUUCUGUUGUAACAGUUGGUUACAACAGAUUUUAAACUGUAAAUGCACAUUUGGCACAGAUAAAAUGUAGGACGUCCCCCAGAUGUAUCCUUGAAAUAUUAAACACAUUUGGAGAAACCAAUCAUUCGUGUUUUGUGAGGUAAGAUAAAUUAUUUAUCAUUGGUUACAUAAAACAACACUAGAUGAGAAUGGUCUGGACUGGAUGUGAAUCAGUAUUUGGGAAAUAUUACAAUUUGAUUAAGUGUUUAACGAUGUAGGUUUACUAUCUGUAGAAAACAUUAUAGGUUUUUUUUUAAUUAGUGACUUCUGAGCAGCAGGAACAGGAUGGACAGAUGCUGGCAUCUUUCCUCAUUACCUCUAUGAAAUGUAAUCUCCAGAUCUGGAAUACAAUUUUCUCUCUGUGCCUCUUUCCUUCUUUUUUAUUUUUGUCAUGCGUACAUUAAAAUAAUUAGAGAAAGAAAGACAGUCUAGCAGCAAUAUAUUGAGGCUUUCUUCAAAAGGUGUGUUUUAGCAAUAUCCAAAGACAGUCCAGAGCAUGGGGCUGCAGAGCUUGGAAACACACAUAUAUAUGUGAAUAGGGAAAUCAUUUGCUAACUGAGUGGAUCAAGUUGCAUUGUCUAGCAUUAGGAUUGAAAAACUAUCUGGUUAGGAUUAGGAAAACCAUGCAUUUCUGUAAAUUAGACCUUCAAACAAAGAGAAUUUAUAUCAGUGUAUUUUUUUUUUCCAAUUUGAAACGGGGAGUUUGGGUUAUAAAUGGAUUCAACUUUUUGAGUGGAUGUGUUUCCACUUGAUUUAAAACAAAAUUAGGGUUUUUGUCUCGGUACUACAGCAAUGUCAACGCUUAUAAAUCUUUCGACAGACUAAACACAUAAAGGCUGGCCAGCGGCCCCUAGAAGUUCUUGUUGUAGAUGAGUCCAGAAAUCCUUUUGAAAAUAUUCAGUUUUUUUCCAAGUGCUUUUACCAGAGGGGACAAAAAUAAAUAAAUAAAUCGUGCAACUCAUUUUUCCAGACACAACUUUUUUUUUCAAAUUCCCGAACUACUGAAAUAUGCAUCACAGACGUUUGAACACACAUUGCCAAACCAUCUCCAGUGCUAGAUCAGCAAAUGAACAUGAAAAAUACCAGAGCUGUUACCAAAUCCACAUUGUAGCGACAGCCAAUGAGAGCAAAACAUGGGGUGAGGUCACAAAGAGGAAGGGAAACAAAGCAAAGGGGAAACCCUCCAUGUCCAUGACAUUUAAUGAGGGAAAAAAAUACGUUGUGGUCUAAAGGAGUUGUCAUGGCAACAGCUGGCAUUGUUAAAAUAUUGCAGUGUUGAAACACUGACUGUCAGCGCUUCAGAAAAAGGUUUAGUGACUGAUGUGUUAUUAACAUUUUUAUUUAAAAGAGACACGGAGCAGAUGGGAUUUUGGAUUUAAGCAAAAACUUUUUGUAACUGUUUUUCUUCCAUCAUCCAUCACAAACUCCUCCCACUGAAUCUGAAUUUUCCUCCAGUUUCUGCAUUUUUCUUUUGACUGAUUGAUGAGCCGUGAUCUUAUUAUUUCAGUUUAACAAUGAGCGGUUUAAACCAAGGUAAACCCUUUACCUUUUCAGUGUUUAACUAUAUUGUUUGUUUUAUUGAUUAAUGUAAAAUUACAUGACAUUUAUUUGAAAUAAGCGCAUUCUUUAUGAACAUAUUUCCCUUUUUUUCUGAUGCUGAAAUAUUGUGGUUCAAUGACAUAUUUAAGGAGUGUUCAGGUGCCUUUAAAACAUACACAAAGCACACUCUCUUAGUCUAAAAUAUCAUAACACAAAAUGAUCGUCAAAUAAAGAAAUAAUAAUGGCACGCAUAAUAAUCUACUGUUACUUGUUAGUUGCUUAUAAGGCGUGGUUGAUAACUUCAAUAUGAUUCACACUGGCAUUUUUGGGAAGCAACUACUUAAAAUAUUUUCCCUGUAAAUAAGUUGUUUAUGCCCACAUCAAUACACCCGGGGGCGCUACAGACGGAGAGUCAAAGUUACAGAUUUAAAGUUUUACACAUGUACAUAACUAUAUUUGGGCUCUUCAAAUAUGCCUUUUCAAGGUACUUUAUUGACUAUAGUUCGUUCAGCAAAAAUGGCAUGAAACAGUGUAGUAUACAAUAUUUAUGUAUUUAAAGAAUAUUCCGUUAACUCUUGUAGACGUUGUAGCUGUAGCUGUUGUUAUAUUGUAUAUUUUGUUGUGUUUUUCUUAGUUUGUGUUUUGAUGUCCAACUCUAUAAAUUUGUUAAGUCAUGUUUCAGUUCAGGUAAUUAAAAAUGCACUUUGUUUAACAUGAUUAUUUGUGUAAAUAUAUGGAAAUAUGUAUAUAUAUUCUUUUCUAAUGAUUUUGGAUGUACAGUCAUGUGUUACAUUGUUUUGUAGUGAGUAAUGGGCUACCAUUGUGUGUCACUGCUGUAAGACAUUGUUCCGAGGCUCUCCUAUGUAUUGUUCUGUGUCAUCUGUGCAUGCAAACAAAGAUAAAAAUGGUCCUUGUAUCCUCAAGUUUUUGGUGAACUGAAAUAGUGUGAAUUUUUGAAUGUGUGUUACUUGUCUGUACUUAUGUUCUUGUGGACAUACUUCACACGUGUGAAACAUCAUCAGUUUCAGCCACAGUACCUUAAAGUCUGAGUUUAGUUUAAUAUCGUUGAAAUGUAUUCUUGCCCCAGUGUAGACUUAAGACAGCAAAGUGUCUAUGAAUGCAUGACCCAUCAACUAGCAGUUAUAAAACAAGAAUGACAUUUCUCUACUUUUUUAAAUUUGUGGUUGUUUUAUCAAGAUGGAUCAGACUUUUCCUCCAACACUUUGGGGAUGUGACACUAAUAUC